UGCUGUCGGCUGGAAUUUCGCCCUCUGACGUCACUGCCUGUUACUCUCCUAGAUUUGGGAAAAAGAAGUUUCACUUUAAGUGGGGAUUUGAAAGUCUGUGAUUCCUAGAAAGAGAGAUCCACUUGAAACUACCUGCUGCCUAUAUUGAGCAGUUCUGCACUGGUGGUGACACGAUUCUAUAGCUGAUUCCUCAGGAAGAGACAGUCCUGGUGCUUGCUGGACACUCUGUGACGUCCUAAAGCCUUCUUUACUGAAGCUGAUACUCUCCUGAUCCGGUCUGUGAUCAUCUGGUGAUUCAUUUUUGCUCCUGAAAAAGAAUCAGAUUUCUUGACUCCAGAAACAUGUGGGGUGGCUAUAAUGAUGGUGACCAGCAAGGUCAUGUGAGUGCACGAAUGGAGACCAGCUUACCCAUGGGUACCACCAGCAUUUCUGUAUCCCAGCAACAGUCUCCGAAGAAGUUUGCUCCUGUUGUGGCUCCUAAGCCCAAGUUCAACCCCUAUAAACAACUUGAGGGAACACACGAGGGAUCUGGGGACUAUCCUCCUCCUCCUCCUCUAUCUGCCAUUGACAUCAGUGGGCUCCCGUCCCCUUCCAGCUUCCCACCUCCUCCGGCCAUGGAUGAGACCUCCUUCGGCUUUCAGAUAAAAGGACCUGGGAAAACUAUAGAAGAGAGACGUUCCAGUCUGGAUGCUGAGAUCGACUCCCUGACCAGCAUCCUUGCCGACCUAGAGAGCAGCUCACCAUACAAACCGCGCACGCCGCAGAAUUCUGCCAGCCCAGCUGCGACAGGCUCCAACGCCCCUGUUACAGGCUAUCGCCGCAUGGUCAUCCCAACCCAGCCCCCUCUAACCGCCACUAAAAAAUCCACCCCAAAACCACAGGCCCCUCCGACUAUCCCUCCUCCAGCUUCAUCUUCUCCACGCCCCCAAUACCAGCCUGCCCCCCAGCCUGUCCCAGCGUCCUACACCACCGCCUCUACUCCAAGCCAGCCAACCUUCAAUGUUCAGGUCAGGGCCGCCCAGCCUGGACCCCAGCAGCAGCCGGUCCGUGGUCCAGCCCAGGUACAGUACAUGCCGGCUCAACCCAGAGGCCCUGACUUUGCAUACGGGCCUCCUCAGCCGGGAUUCUGCCCUGCUCCAUCUGGAGGCUACCAUGACCAGCACUAUGGUGGAGCUCCUGGUUAUGGAGGUCAGAACACAUGGAGAGCUGAACCGAGUCACCAUGCCCCUCCUCCAUCCACCCAAGGGUACCAGCCUGCUCCCCCGAAAAAAACCUACAUCACUGAUCCUCCUGCCAGCUUAGCACCCUUCGGCGGUGGGCCUUCUGUUCCUCAUAAGGGUCGUCCUGAGGAGGAACUGGAGCGCCUGACUAAGAAGAUGCUGUAUGACAUGGACAACCCCCCCACUGAGGAGUAUUUUGGUCGGUGUGCAUGCUGUGGGGAGAAUGUGGUCGGUGAAGGGACGGGUUGUACCGCCAUGGACCAGGUCUUCCACGUGCACUGCUUCAUCUGCAUGACCUGUGGUUCCAAGCUCAGAGGGAAGCCCUUUUAUGCCGUGGAAAAGAAGGCUUACUGCGAACCCUGCUAUGUCAACACCCUGGAGACCUGCAACAUAUGUUGUAAGCCCAUAAUGGAGCGUAUCCUGCGGGCGACUGGGAAGGCCUAUCACCCCCAGUGCUUCACCUGUGUGGUCUGCCAUCGGAGUCUGGACGGUGUUCCCUUUACCGUGGACGCUGCCAACCACAUCCACUGCAUCGAAGACUUCCACAAGAAAUUUGCCCCUCGUUGCUCUGUGUGUAAUGAGCCCAUAAUGCCAUCACCAGGCCAGGAGGAGACUGUGCGUAUUGUGGCCUUAGACCGUGACUUCCAUGUGCAGUGCUAUGGUUGUGAGGACUGUGGCUGUCUUCUCUCUGAGGGAGACAACCAGGGUUGCUACCCUCUGGAUGGCCAUGUUCUCUGCAAAAACUGCAACACCAGUCGCAUCCAGGCCCUCACUGCCAAGGCUACAACUGACCUCUGAGUCACACACAUAUGUACAUGCAGGUCCUUAAUAUCCCUGCAUUCAUCAAAAUCUGAGAAACACCAUAUCCUGUCACAUCACUGCACACAAAUAUUUAUGCCCAGACAAAUGCACAUGUACACAUAAAGCUGUCAUUCCACUUAAGGGGCCAUGACUUGUCUUGUCGCUCAUGCACCACACACUGUGCCUUUUAUUAAAAUUGCACUCAUU
Rhinichthys klamathensis goyatoka is the source of this 2228-nucleotide messenger RNA. It is a transcript of the gene lpp, whose product is annotated as LIM domain containing preferred translocation partner in lipoma. NCBI's taxonomy places the organism in Eukaryota, Metazoa, Chordata, Actinopteri, Cypriniformes, Leuciscidae. Gene Ontology annotation, cellular component: focal adhesion; stress fiber. The record is from RefSeq and is a predicted model, not a curated record. Gene Ontology annotation, biological process: cell-cell adhesion. The coding region runs from base 342 to 2018 and encodes 558 amino acids. The transcript is spliced from 12 exons.